Molecule: messenger RNA, 1345 nt
Organism: Ceratitis capitata (Mediterranean fruit fly)
Lineage: Eukaryota; Metazoa; Arthropoda; Insecta; Diptera; Tephritidae
Gene: mRpL1
Product: 39S ribosomal protein L1, mitochondrial
Exons: 3
Coding region: 61-1137 (358 amino acids)
Biological process (GO): translation
Cellular component (GO): large ribosomal subunit; mitochondrion
Molecular function (GO): structural constituent of ribosome; RNA binding
Source: RefSeq, a predicted model, not a curated record
AUAUGUUAUAGCGUGCUCAUCUAAAAUAGUUAUAAAAUAACGUAUCGUAAAAUAAUAAAAAUGUUUUCUUUAAUUUCUUCAAUGAGGUCGGUGUUGGUUCGCCAGCAAAAUGUUGAUAAAUUAAGAAGCCUUCAUACAACACCAUUAUGUGAAGCCGCACGUAAAGGCACAAGAGAAAAGGCCCGUAAGAAGAAAGUAAAAGUCGAAGUAAAGAAAGUGGGAUUUAUACCGCAUAACCAAAGGGACAAGAAAGUUAAUUUACAGCGUCAAAAUUUACACUUUGAUGAUUCGUGGAAGCAAGUGCCUCAAGACAAUGUUUAUGUAUUGAAAUAUUACCGCUGGCCGGUAUAUACAGUAGCUGAGGCUAUACAAUGUCACCGUGAAACACAUCAUCCAAGUAUAUAUAAUGUACCAAAUGCGCCAUUAAACGUUGAAAUAGAAUUGGAUAUGCAGGCAGAGAAAAAAAAUCGUUUCGUUGACAACUUUCAACGUAUGGCAAUGAUUCCACAUAAGUUUGAUCAUGGAGAGGAACGUAAAAUCCUGGUUUUCACCAAAGGAAAUGAGGAAAUCAGUGAAGCCCGCCAAGCAGGUGCAUCACUCGUAGGGGGUAUUGAGCUCAUUAAAGAUAUCACAAAUGGAGAGUUAUUGCUGAGUGAUUAUCAAUUUGUAAUUGCUCAUCCUAACAUUUUACCUGAAUUAAUAGCAUUGCGGGGAUUAAUGAAGCGAAAAUUUCCCAAUCCGCGAAGUGAAACACUUGGCACAAAUUUAGCUGAAAUGAUCGAACGGUUUUCGAACGGAAUAAGCUAUACAGCUACCAAAGAUGAACAUCAACAAGAUUUUGGGUUUAUAUCUACUUCUGUCGGAACUUUAGACAUGGAUACCACAAAAUUGGAGGAAAAUUUACGUUCCUUACUGAAUGAUGUGAAUUCAGUACGACCUAAGCGUGAAGGAGAGCACUUUAUAAAACGUGUACUGCUCAAAAGCCCGCCUAGUAGUGAGCGGCUCAAAAUUGAUGCAUUUAAAUAUAUACCAGAAUUCUACGUCAAAACAUCAAACAAAACGUCCGCAAAAUCAAAUGAAGCUCUUGAUCAAGAAGACGAAUCUAGUGAAAAACAGCAGGCCAUAGCAGCACAAUGAUUAUUUUGAAUUAAAUCUUUGUGCAUUGAUAAAUAAAAAAUCUAACUGCUUAGCAAAAAAUGUUAAGAAUUUCUGUUAUAUAUUGAUAUGUGCUUUGCAAAGGAAAAAAAUUAUUUAAUAUGUUAUUACUAAAUUUUUGGUUUAAUAAAAGUACCAGUUACGAGUUUAUAGAAAGUUGGUAAAAUGAAGGCAAUAUUAAUUCAAGCCC